UCGCAUACGGAAUUGACCACAUGGUAAAGAGAGAACGACGCGACAACUCAAUAACGUGUUAAACAAAGAUCAAGCUGCGGUGUUUUUCAUUGAAAGAGACGAGUAAACAAUUCCAGCCUAUAGAAAAACAAGAGCAUCAACCCAAGUCGAGGUUAUUCGAAGUGAAAUUCUAGUGUAGACGGAGCUAAAAUUGUUGUUUUAUUGUGUUUAUUUAAUUAAUUUAAGCUUGGACUAGUAUUAAUUAAAGAUGAGUGUAGUGCAAAAUAUUAUGUUGCUAAAAAUUGCAAAUAAAUUGACAUACGAGGAGCUUCUGAAUUUUAAAGCAGCCGGGCGUCCGAAACCAACUAUGCCAAUCAAACAGACUACGUUGGACAAAACUAGAGAAGUGAAUCGAUAUUUUAGUGCUUCGAUGUACAAUGUUUCUGAAUGGAUUUGUGGGUGUGAAGUACAAAAAGCAUUUUUUUGUUUUCCGUGUCUGCUCUUCGGUGAUGAUUAUUCGUGGACCAAAGCUGGUGUAGUUGACUUAAAGCAUUUGAAAGAAAAAUCUCAGAAGCAUUCUCUUUUGUCAGCUCACAUAAAUAGUUGUUGUAGCUUAGCAAUGUUGGGAUCAGUUGUCAUCAAGUUGCUAUCAGACAACGAGUAUAACCAAGGAUUUAAAACAUACAAUGAGAACGUUUCAAAAAAUAGAUUCGUUUUGAAUAAGAUGAUCGACUGUAUAUUAUUUUGUGGUGCAUUUGAACUUGAUAGGCGUGAUAAACAGAAUAGAAGAGAACCUUCAGACAGUCAGACAAUAUUUGGAGGUUUAAUAGAUUUUGUAUCUGAAGUAGAUAUAAUUUUUAAAGAGAAUUUUAAAAAUAGCGCAAUUUUUAAAGAUUCUUCAAAUGAUAUUAAAAAUGGUCUUUUGGAUUCGAUAUUAGCUGUUAUUCAGGGAGAAAUUAGAUCCGAAAUUCUACAGGCUGACUUCGUUGCCAUACAAGCAGAUACAAUAACUGACAACAACAAGGUAGCAAUUAUUUUGCGGUACGUUAAGGACGAUGUUGUAUGUGAGCGCUUUUAUACACUUAUACAGUCUAAAGGAAUUGAUAUAGAAUAUUUAUCAGCCGUGAUUUUACAAGAAUUACAACAAAUGAAACUUAAUGAACAUCCAGAAAAAUUAGUAGGUCAGAGUUAUGAUGCCGCAUCUGUCAGGAGCGGAGGAAUGGGGGGCGUCCAAGCCAAAAUUAAAAGUUUCUGUUACACUUCUGCGCACUUUAUACAUUCUUACGCACAUCCACUAAAUUUAAUAUUGCAAAAAGCGGCAAGUCAGGAUAGAGCAGUCAAAGUAUUUUUCGCCAAUUUAGAGAGUUUUUCUUCAUUUUUCGGAAAGUCUCCGGAAAGAACGGCCGUUUUAGACGAAAUUGUAAAAAUCGGCUUAAUAAAAGAAGUACCAACGUACUGGGAUUUCAACACAAAAGUCAUAGAGACAGUCUAUACGAACAAAAGCGAAUUAAUAGAUUGCAUAGACAAAAUUAUCGACAGUGAAACAAACAACAGCUCUAUAAACCAGGCUAUGAGUUUGAAGAAUUACUUAGAAGAUGAGAAUUUUUUGUAUUGGUUGAAUUUUUUUCAUGCGGUGAUGCCACAUUGUGAUGUUUUAUUUGAUGUUUUGCAAAAGCGCGACCUCGACAUCGUAACAAUAGAUAAAUGUAUAAUGAAUUUUAGGAAUAAAAUACAGGCAAUCAAAUGUAACAUCAUGACCAAUUGUGAAGUCUGUGAACUUGAGAACUCGUUAAAAAGAAGGAAAAUCGAAGAUUCAAAACGGCGGAUUUCACUUGAAGUUUGUAACAUAAUUAUUUGCGAAAUCGAACACAGAUUUGGACGCAGCAACUAUUUGAUACUCUCCCAAUUGUUUUACUCAGAUAAGUUUAUAUGCUAUAGACAAGAUUUUCCUGAAAAUAUUUUCAAGUUAGUGAAAACGGAAUAUCCUGUUAUAAAUCAUUCAAAACUUAAGACCGAGUUGGAAGUUGUGUAUAGCAGAGAAGAUUUUAACAACUACGAAGGUGCAACUUCGUUUCUACAGUUUUUUAUUAAUCAUAAUUCGUGGGGUGCUUUUUCCGAAAGCGUAAAACUGUUGAAAAUUUUGUGUGCGAUUCCUAUGAAGACCGACGAGACCGGCCGUUGUUUUUUGACAUCACAAAGAAUAAAAACGUUUUUCGGAAAGACGAUGAGUCAAGAACGAAUGUGCGCGUGGGCUAUGCUAAGCAUAGAAAAAAACUUCGUAAAAAACAUUAAGGACUUCAACGAAAAAGUUAUCGAUCAUUUAGCAUCCCAAAACACUAGUGGGAUCGACCUGGUGUACAAAACUCACUAAUGUAAGUAAGCUUUUUUAACUGCCAUAGUUAACGGGUGCUACUAUAGUAGGCUUUCUACCCCGAGGGGACAGUCAAUCUGCGCAUAUUGCUCUAUUAAAUUACUUAAUACACUGCACAGUGGUUCCAAAUGCUGAAAACGUGGUCAUGAGGCGAAAAAAGGCGUCCCUAUUUAGGGAUUUUCAUGUUUACAGUUGUUUUCUCAUACUAUCGUAGAGUCCUAAUACGCAAGUAUGAGCAUCAGAUUGGAUGUAUUCUGGUUCACAACUCACGAAGAACAAGUGGGUCAUGCCCGGGGAUAUUUUGUUCGGCAGAGAAAGUGAAAAACAACAGGUAUAUUGAAAACGCUGUAAAACUUUUUGUAGUUUAUCAAUUUUAUCGCUGUAAAGCAGAUUCUUUCUAUUAAGUAUGUAGUAAUGUAAGAUGUAACUUAAAUCGACAUUUAUUAACAAUAAAUGCCUUAAAUUUGUUAAUGCAUAAAUAGUGAAAAUAUACUUGAAACAAUUAAAAUUUUGUAAAGAUGCAUUGAAAAAGUACAAAAUUCUGCAUAAUUCUGCGACUAAUGUUUAUUAAUCUUAAAACAUAUGGUAAGAAGAUACAAAAUCACUUUGGUUUAGCUGCCUAUAACUGCCUAUGCAUUGCUAGCAGUUGUUUGAAUACAAAAGUGGGAAAUGAGGCAUAUUACAUGAUUCUGGCGAUUGUUGAGUAUGUAUGGGCAGUUGUACAUUAGUAAUAGGUUCUGAAUAUUGUACUUCAUAAAGAAAAUGUAUUGGUAAUCAGCAGUUUCAAAAGUCCCAUAUAAUAGGUUUGUUCGUAGUACGAUCCAAUCGAUCAGCAACCGUUGCCAACCAUCAGACGCAUGCGCAGUUAACAGUUAGCGCUGCGCAGUUAACAGUUCGAGUUCGUAGACUACGAACGCGCUUGCGUCUGACGGUUGGCAACGGUUGCUGAUCGUUCUACGAACAAACCUAAUAUAAAAUUUUAAACAAAAAUGCGACCAAAAUAAAAUUUUCGAAUUUUUUUCGUCCAUAUUGGAUCCGCCAUUUUGUUAAAAAAAGACGUAAAGUUAGAUUUGUAAUCAGCGACCUUAACCUACCAAAUUUGAUAAAAAAUUUUCCUUUUUGAUUGAUAUUUUCAAUUUCUUUCCGCCAUGUUGGAUCCGCCAUUUUGUUUUUCAGAAAAAAUAAUGCCAGAUUCGUAAUCAGCGAUGCCAAAAACCCUUAAGAACGAAAGUAAUUCCAAAAUGUAUAAACAAUAUACGCUUUUAAAGGUUCAUGACCACGUUUUCGGCAUUUGGAACUACUGUGCACUGUGACGUGCCAAGAACACCUUAUUCUUCUUCUUAAAGUGCCUUGCAUUUCUGCCUAUGCAUCCACCGUACAUUGUCUUGUCUGGUGAGAUGUUAGAUAUUCAGGAUUAAAUAUUUCUGUUUUUAGCAGCAUUGCCAAGCAUUUCAUAGCUGUGGAUUCCUGUCCAUUGCCGAAUAUUACGCAGCCAUGAUAUCUUUCUACGUCCCAGGCCUCUCUUACCCUCUAUCCUUCCUUCGAGUAUUAGUUGCUGAAAAGUGUAUCGUUCUCCUCGUAAUAUAUGCCCGAAGUAAUACCUAAUAACAUAGAACACCUAAUAACAUAUUGUUAUUGAUACAAAAAAAGAAUGUGUCUUUGUACGCACGUAAGAAGUUAUACUUCUAUUAAAUUUUUUCAACGAAAUAAAUAUACUUAACAGUUACAAUACAAGAAAUUGACAAUGAUUACCAAAAAUUAACCAAAACUUAACAAUGCCAAAAAAAAAAAGAAAAAAGUAUGAAUCGUCCGGGAUUUGAACCCGCAAUCUUGCGAUUUCUCGAUCUCUGGUCCAAUGCUCUACCAACCAGGCCAUCAAGGCGCAUGUUAAUGACGUUUCAGAUAUACAUAAUUACGCAUCAUGGUGACAAGUGAAAUAUAAAAAUAGAUGUUUUAUUAUUUUACGCCCAAGGAAGACAAAUCCAAAGACACAAAAUUAUAAUAAAAUACCUUUUAAACCACCUUUUUCAAAUUGCGCAAGUUGUAUUAUUAAUAUUAAUGUUAAUAAAUGAAAUAUAAAUAUUUUGACGUUUCACAAUUUGACAAUUCACUUUUAACUGCAGUGCCUUAAAAAUUUUAAAGCACUAGUGCCUUAAAGUAGCAUUUUUAACGCCCCUAUGGAGUGCUAAAAAUUGCAUUUUUAACACGUUUGUAGAAAAAUAUAUUUAAAAACACUAAUAUAUUCUUUCCACACCUUUUCUGGACUGAUACAUACAUAAAUUAAAACAUUUAGUAACUAACUCCAUACUGCCCGUGUGCUCAUGCGCGCAGAUUAAUAAAAUUUCACCCUCAAUGAAAUCGCGCCUAAAGAAGUAUAACUUCAAAAAGUGACUUCACUGAAUCACAAAACUUCAUUUUUCGGAAAGUAUCCAGAAAGAACAGCCAUUUUAGACGAAAUUGUAAAAAUCGGCUUAAUAAAAGAAGUGCCAACAUGCUGGGAUUUCAACACAAAAGUCAUAGAGACAGUCUAUACUUACAAAAGCGAAUUAAUAGAUUGCACAGACAAAAUUAUCGACAGUGAAACAAACAACAGCUCUAUAAACCAGGCUAUGAGUUUGAAGAAUUACUGAGAAGAUGAGAAUUUUUUGUAUUGGUUAAAUUUUUUUCAUGCGGUGAUGCCACAUUGUGAUGUUUUAUUUGAUAUGUUGCAAAAACGCGACCUCGACCUCAUAACAAUAGAUAAAUGUAUAAUGAAUUUUAGGAGUAAAAUACAGGCAAUCAAAUGUAACAUCAUGACCAAUUGUGAAGACUGUGACCUUGAGAACUCGUUAAAAAGAAGGAAAAUCGAAGAUUCAAAACGGCGGAUUUCACUUAAAGUUUGUAACAUAAUUAUUUGCGAAAUCGAACACAGAUUUGGACGCAGCAACUAUUUGAUACUCUCCCAAUUAUUUUACUCAGAUAAGGUUAUAAGUAUGCUAUAGACAAGAUUUUCCUGAAAAUAUUUUCAAGUUAGUGAAAACGGAAUAUCCUGUUAUAAAUCAUUCAAAACUUAAGACCGAGUUGGAAGUUGUAUAUAGCAGAGAAGAUUUUAACAACUACGAAGGUGCAACUUCGUUUCUACAGUUUUUUAUUAAUCAUAAUUCGUGGGGUGCUUUUUCCGAAAGCGUAAAACUGUUGAAAAUUUUGUGUGCGAUUCCUAUGAAGACCGACGAGACCGGCCGUUGUUUUUCGACAUCACAAAGAAUAAAAACGUUUUUCGGAAACAGGAUGAGUCAAGAACGAAUGUGCGCGUGGGCUAUGCUAAGCAUAGAAAAAAACUUCGUAAAAAACAUUAAGGACUUCAACGAAAAAGUUAUCCAUCAUUUAGCAUCCCAAAACACUAGUGGGAUCGACCUGGUGUACAAAACUCACUAAUGUAAGUAUGUAUUAAGUGCUUUUAAGUGCACUAAUGUAAGUAUGCUUUUUUGAAGUUAUACUUUAGGCGCGAUUGAGUGUGAAUUUUUAUUAUUCUGCGCGUAUGCGCACACAGACAGGGCCGCGCCGUCCACGUGUGCAACGUGUGCGGCGCACACAGGCGCCAGCAAUUAAGGAGCGCCACUAGAGUUGUUACAAAAAUUUUACGCAGGUCAAAACAACACUUACCCAUUUAACCACCCUGCAUAUCUCAACUUUAAAGGUAGGUACGUUACGUAUUGAUUUAUACAAUCUACAUAAACAAGAAAAAUCCUGUAAAGACAUGCAGCCACCGGUCCAGCAGAAUUUAUGCUUUAAAGCCAUUAUACAAAAAUUUGAUAGAAAUGUAUGAUGCUUUAUGUAGUAAGUACCUAUAACACAUUCGGAUAAAUUUGAUCUUGAUUAAAAAUAUCAAGCUAGAUAUUUAGAAGAUAAAAUAUCAACAUUUACAUUCAUAUGCUCGGUCCACAUAUACCUAGGUAUAGUGUGAAGUUCUGAUGAAAGUUAACUUCGUUAGCAAAAUUUUACAAUUAAAAACAAUGAAUAUGCAGCCUGCCUUAAAUGCUUUACAAGAGUUAAGGACGUAGGCGCAAAAUUUCGCGGCAAUGUGUUUUAAAUUCAUUCUUUUUUUUUUCAAAUUCUUAGAAAACUAAUAGGUAUUUUUGAAAAAUUUAAACCUAGAAUGAAAGAUUGCAUUAUUAUCGAGGGCCGAAAGUCCUUAAAAACUUCUAUAAUGUUUAUUUUAAUAAGUUACAUGGGUGAAAAAAAAAAUUAGUGUGAUUUUUAAUUUCAAAGAUUUCAGUCAAAUGAAACUUUUGGUUGUUCUAAGGGACUUUCUGCCCUCAGUAAUAAUGUAAUCUUUCGUUCUGCAUUUUAAAUUUUUCAAAAAUACUUAUUAGUUUUCUCAAGAGUCGAUAAAAUGAAUUCAUUUAAAACACAUUGGGCGAAAUUUUGCGCCUACGCCAUUAAAACAAUUCUUCCUCUAGUUUCGGAUAGAUAGCAAAUUUAAUGAUGUUAUUACUACAGUAAAUGAAACUUCAGAGAAACUGGAUGUGGAGCCCAGUUUUCAAUCAGACACACAGUUCGGUGUCGGAAUAAAAGCAAACAGUUCGAUUACGAACAUAAAGACGAACUGAUUUUGGAUCCCAAAAUGUCAUACAAAAUUUAUUUUAUUGUGUUCUCGACCAAGCAUUAAUUUCAGUAAAUGUAAGAUUUUCCAUAUUGGAAAAUCAUGUUGACUCUUUCAAAUUUUUAUAUAAUUUUUUGCACGAUUGAUCAUUUUUGACUGCUUACCGUGACAGAUUUUACGUCAGUAGGUGACAUUUACUAGCAACUCGACGGUAAGUAAUCCAACUCGACGGUAAGUACUCCAACUCGACGGUAAGUACUCCAACUCGACGGUAAGUAAUUCACUUACCGUCGAGUUAAAAAAUCUCUUAAUUUUAAUUUAUUUUUGAAAGAAUAAAGAAAACUAACGAAUUAUUUAUUAAUAUUGAAACUUAUGGUACAAUUUGUUUGCGGAACACCCUUCUUCCCAAGCCCGUUCAAUUUCUUCAAAUUCACUUUCGCUCAUAUUUUAAUUUAUAAUAAUCAAAAUUGUACUUAAAAUUAUUGACAACUAAAUAAAAACUCAAUUCUCCAUUGUUGUUAUGCACCCUAGUUACUACCUAACAACCAAAGUUUCUAUCUUGAUAAAAUGAAUGAAACUAGUCAAUAUGACGAAAAUGUUUAAUUUUAUAAUUUAUAAUGGUAUCAAUCGUGCAAAAAAACGUUAUAAGCAUGUCGAACGUUAAGGAUAACCGAUCUCAGACAAUAAUUGAAGUCGUCGCUCCGCUCCUCCUCCAAACAAUUGUCUUCGAUCGGUAUAAAACCCUUACCGUUCUCCAUACUUAAUAUACUAUAAACGACAGUACAGAACACUCACAAUUAAAACUUU
This is a messenger RNA of Diabrotica virgifera virgifera (western corn rootworm), 7739 nucleotides long. RefSeq lists its product as uncharacterized. The record is from RefSeq and is a predicted model, not a curated record. The transcript is spliced from 2 exons. Lineage: Eukaryota; Metazoa; Arthropoda; Insecta; Coleoptera; Chrysomelidae. The coding region runs from base 248 to 2350 and encodes 700 amino acids.